AUGUGUGGGUUGAAGUCUUCCAAUAGUCGUGUAGCAUCUUGCAAACAUGUAGAGCUUUUUUCUUCUCGAACGGAUUGGCCGAGAGUUGCUUGGUCGAGUCGAUUGUUUCUCGACCAUUUAUUUUUGGCCGAGACUCCUUUCGGCCAAAGUCGUCUAUGGCCGGCCGCGAACAAAAUAACCUCCUUGGGCGCGAAAUGGUUGGUUUCGCGUGUUGGGCGCGUUGGGCGCUCCGGCCGCGCUUACGUCACUAUGAGGGAUAUUACAAUGAUAGUCCACAACAAACGGCGAAUGAAUUUUCAAACGGACUGUGCAGAUUUGGUGAAGAUGGUGUCCAGACCCAGAGAGUGGCUGGCGUUUGAGAUUCUACUUGAUGAGGUUGAGAAGUGCAAAAGGAAGUUCCAGGCGUUCUCCUUAACCCACAUCCCAAGGACAAAGAACACAAAGGUGGACAAGCUAGCACAGAGUGCUCGAGAUCAGCCUUACGGUGUGUAUUAUAUAAACUCAGUUCCACCGGUCUUGCUCCCCGAACCGUUUUAG
Microthlaspi erraticum is the source of this 537-nucleotide messenger RNA. The record is from the annotation of a GenBank genome assembly. NCBI's taxonomy places the organism in Eukaryota, Viridiplantae, Streptophyta, Magnoliopsida, Brassicales, Brassicaceae.